AUGGGGCACAUUGCUGAGCCUACCGGCACUGUGGUGAUUGGCUGCAAAGUGUUGCCGAUCUUCAAUGAGCAUGGCAUUGUUGACAGUGCAAUGAAGAAGAUGGUGCAUAGGAUUGAUGGCAAGAAGGCAGUUGCGCGGGUUAAGGAGCUUCUGAAACGGGCUGCCCAGGCCAGGCCUCACAGCGCCACUGUCAGUGGAAAGAAAUGGAAGAAGGUUCUGAGCUUCCACGCAAGGGACAGCGCUGCAGCCACAACAGCCUCAAAGGGAGGGCGGCAACAGCAACAGAAGAAGCAGCAGGUGGCGAGCGACGAGAUAAGCUGCAGCUCGGGCAAGCUGAGCUUCAAGUGGGACGUGGGCAGCUGCUCCUCGUCAUCGUCGGUUGCGUAUUCACCGUUGUCGUUGAUGUCAGCGCCGGCAAAGGCCUCGGAGCAGACGCUGCUGACGCCAUUGAGGAAAUACUACUGCAUGUCAAGGCUGUCAUCCAUGAGCCAGCAGAGUAUGUUGUAUGGCGGCGGCAGCCCAAAGAGCUUGAAGAACAUGGAAGGAGAGGAGGAGGAGGAGGCCUGCAGCUGCAGGACUGCGCAGUGGAUCACCACCGAUUCAGACUUUGUGGUGUUGGAGCUGUAA
Molecule: messenger RNA, 627 nt
Organism: Miscanthus lutarioriparius
Lineage: Eukaryota; Viridiplantae; Streptophyta; Magnoliopsida; Poales; Poaceae
Source: the annotation of a GenBank genome assembly